This is a messenger RNA of Closterium sp. NIES-65, 1248 nucleotides long. The record is from the annotation of a GenBank genome assembly. NCBI's taxonomy places the organism in Eukaryota, Viridiplantae, Streptophyta, Zygnematophyceae, Desmidiales, Closteriaceae.
AUGGCGUCAGCAUUGACUCACAUCGGAGCAACGCGUCUCGCCACCAUUCGUCCAGAGCCCACCGCCACUCUCAGAACUCCCGCGAGCCAGCCUUCGUCCUUAACAUGGUUACCACCAGCCGGUAUACGCCACUCUGUGUCGCGAGUUUCCGCUGAUCUCGUCGGCGGGCGCGGGCCCAGUCACGGCUGGCCGCACGGAGGCAACCGCUCGGCGCGCUUAGAGGUGACGGCGAGGGCGGGAGGCGCGCGGCCGCGGCCCGCUGGUGCGCGGCCGUCGCAACGGCCGCCGAUGAGACGGCAGCAGCAACAGACGGAGGAUAAGGACGGACCGCUGAUGAACAGUGAUAUCAGGGUGCCCACGCUGCGGCUGCUGGCAGAGGACCAGGCUCUGCUGGGGAUAGUAUCGAGAGAGGAGGCGCUCUCCAAGGCCCGAGAGGCGGGGCUUGACCUGGUGAUGAUAGCAGCGGAUGCCAAGCCGCCUGUGGCACGAAUCAUGGACUACAGCUUCUCUACCCUUUUCCCCUCCUCCACUUUUCCCUCCUGCAACUUUCUUCUCGCCCAUCGCCCCUCCCCACCCAACCCCUUCCCUGCUCCGGCCAUUUGUCUAGUAAGGCAUGCGUCCACUUGUCGUGCCGACAUACCUGUGAGAGUGAGUAAAACAUCGACACGGGCGAUUACAAGGUACAACAUUGACACGGGGGACUACAACGUGCGCCUCAAGCAGGCGCUCAAAUUCCUGCACGAUGGCGAUAAGGUGAAGCUGACGGCGCAGUUCAGAGGGCGCGAGAUGGAGUUCAAGGAGCUGGGGGUGAAGCUCUUUGAGAAGUUCCAACACGACGUCGCUGAGCAUGGUGUGGGCUGUGUUGCCUUCACCUGUGGGCACACUCUUGACCACUCACCUUCUUCCCUCUGCCCUGUUGCUCCCUCCCUGCAGCUGGCGAUAGUGGAGUCGAAGGCGCAUCUGGAGGGGCGAUCGGUGCACAUAGCUGGCGAUCGUGGAGUCGAAGGCGCAUCUGGAGGGGCGGUCGAUGCACAUGGUACUGGCGCCCAACAAGGCCGUGCUGCAGCGCAUGGCUGCCGCCGAGGAAAAGAGCCGGCGGGGCGGCGGAAAGGAGCAAGCGUGCCGAGACGCGUGGAGUGGUGUCUGGGAUGUGAGAGUGACGGGGGGGAGAGUGGGGGGGAGAGUGAUGGGGAGAGCGAUGGGGAGGAGGUGGUGGAGGUUGUGAAAGAGAAAAGUGGGCGGCAAUAG